AUGAAACCAAAACCGCAAAAGAACACUGGCAAAUUUAAUAAAAAGCCUACCAAAGCUGAUCAAAAACAAAAGCCCAAUUUUAAGCAAAAAUACAAGCAAAAGAAGCAGGACAACAAACCCAACAAGCCGGAAAUACGUAAAAUGAUUCACCAGCAGAAGGCUGCCGAAGCGCAGGCGGAGCGUGACAAGAUCAAGGCCGAAAAGGAGGCACGCAUCAAGGCAUACAAGAAGCAGCGCCUGGAAAAGACCAAAGCCAUCAGCAAGCGAACCCAGCGCGGCCAGCCCCUGAUGAAGGAUCGCAUGCAGCUGCUGCUCAAGCAAAUCGAGGAGAUGAAGGGGCGCCAAUGACGGGGAUAUGUGGUAGUGGGAGUAAGAGCAAGUACUUCAAGCUUGAGUGGCUUUUGCUUGUCGCCUUAUUAAUAUGCCUCGGCGAUGUGUUUGCGGCACCAAAACGCAA
Drosophila novamexicana is the source of this 457-nucleotide messenger RNA. Its product is annotated as thyroid transcription factor 1-associated protein 26. The record is from RefSeq and is a predicted model, not a curated record. Lineage: Eukaryota; Metazoa; Arthropoda; Insecta; Diptera; Drosophilidae. The transcript is spliced from 3 exons. The coding region runs from base 1 to 348 and encodes 115 amino acids.